UCGCGAGAAGUUAAUCGCGAUCGAGAUAGCUAGCUAGAUUUCAAUUUUUAAUGGCAGGUCAGCCUCCCAACAUGUUGGCACCACCGACCGACGACGAGCUGCUGCACGCGCAGGCCGACAUGUUGCGCCACAGCCUCUACUUCGUCACGUCCAUGGCGUUUCAGUGCGCCGUCAAGCUCGGCAUCCCCACCGCCAUCCACCGCGCCGGCGGCACCGCCUCGCUGCCCGACCUUGUCGCCGCCCUCUCCCUCCCGCCCGCCAAGCUCCCGUUCCUCCGCCGCCUCAUGCGGCUGCUGGUCAACUCGGGCGUCUUCGCCGCUGCCGACGACACCGCCACCGGGUGGGCCGGGAUGUACCGCCUCACCCCGCUGUCGUGGCUCCUGGUGGAAGGCGAAGGCGCAGCGCCCGUCGUCGACGGCCACCCGAGCCAGGUGCUUGUGGUGCUCGCCGCGACGUCCAGGCACUUCGUGGAGGCGGCGAUGGGGCUCGCGGACUGGUUCGGGAAGGACCUGCCGCCGUCGUCCUCGGCGCCGCCGUCGCCGUUCGAGGAGGUGCACGGCGCCGCGCUGUUCGACGAGAGCAUGGCGAACCUUGACCCGGAGUCUGACUCGAUGUUCAACGAAGCUCUAGCGGCGCACGACCACUCAGACUUCCCCACGGUUCUCCGGGAGUGCCGUGAGGUGUUCCAGGGGGUGGAGUCGCUCACCGAUUGCCGCGGUGGUGACGGCAGGGCGGCGAAGGCCAUCGUCGAGGCCUUCCCACACAUCAAGUUCACCGUGCUGGACUUUCCCCGGGUGAUUGGCGAGACACGAACUGGUGUGGUGAACUACGUAGCGGGCGACAUGUUCCGUGAGAUCCCACCUGCUCAAGCUGUGAUGCUCCAGCUUGUGCUUCACCACUGGAAUGACGAGGAUUGUGUGAAGAUCCUAGCUAAUUGCAAGAAAGCUAUUCCAACCCGAGAAGAUGGAGGGAAGGUGAUCAUCAUAGAUAUAGUUAUUGGUGCUCCUUCAGGACUGCUGCUAGAAGCCCAGCUCCUCAUGGAUGUGGCUAUGAUGGUGGUGACCAAAGGCCGACAGCGAGACGAGAAUGAUUGGCGUGAUCUCUUCAGCAAAGCAGGCUUCAGUGACUACAAUAUUGUGAAGAAACUGGGAGCUCGAGGCGUCUUUGAGGUCUACCCAUAGCAGUGGUUCCAACACUAAUUGUGUGGGUCCCCUCUGUGGAGGAUGUGAUCUAAGUGAAUAAAGGAAGGAAGGGCAUAUUUUCUGAAACAAAUUGUUAUAUAUGUGAUCUAUGUCAAGCUUGGUUUUGUGAAUUAAUACGUGUAAAACUUCUGUUGAAUGUUUCAUGUGAGUUAAUGUGUCCGGCUUGCUUAUGUAAAAUUUCAAUAUGUAAAAUCA
Oryza sativa Japonica Group (Japanese rice) is the source of this 1397-nucleotide messenger RNA. Its product is annotated as flavonoid O-methyltransferase-like protein Os11g0303600. The record is from RefSeq and is a predicted model, not a curated record. Gene Ontology annotation, biological process: methylation. NCBI's taxonomy places the organism in Eukaryota, Viridiplantae, Streptophyta, Magnoliopsida, Poales, Poaceae. Gene Ontology annotation, molecular function: S-adenosylmethionine-dependent methyltransferase activity; protein dimerization activity; O-methyltransferase activity.